UUUAGUGAACUUUUUUUUUAUCUUAUACGAACGGUGGAGACUUAAAGUGGGGUGUAUACAUAAGGAGACUAAGUCAAGAACUGAAGUGAAUGUGGAGAAAAUGUCAAUCUCAAAACUUCCUAAAGAAUUGUGGACAGUUAUUGGACAAAAACUGAACACUACAAUUGAUGUUACUAGAUUUCGUGGUACAUGUUGUCUGUGGCGUUCUUCUCUUUCACAUCCAUCUCCAAACCUUUGCAUUCCACAUCACUUUUUUUCUUUACUCCAAACCAAAAUAUAUAGUAUUCAACCAUCAUCUCAUGAUCACAACCCUUCAACUUCUUCUUCUUGUUCUAAUAAAGGGUGGCUCAUUAAAGUUUUUCAGGAUCCAAAUUCCUCCAAACUUUACCUCUUAGAUCUCUUCACUAAUGAGAGACUAACAAUUGAGGAGACUAUGGAAAAAUAUUUGAAUUUGAUGAACUUUCGAGUUGUGGAGUUGUUCAAAUUAUAUACUCUUUGUCGAAAAGUUGAAAUUGAUUUCAGCUUUGAGCCUAAUAGUUAUGUUUGUAAAGUAAUCUUGUUUUCUAUUGAAGAUCGUUGCAUGGUCUUCGAACUCUGCAGUGAUAAAACUUUGAAAGUUUCCAAUAUCGGAAAGAAGAAAAAGACCGUCUUAAAGGAUGAUGGUGCGGAAAAUGAGUAUUUUGAUGAUAUUAUACUUUACAAGGGUCAGGUUUAUGUUGUGGAUAAAAUGGGAACAGUUUUUUGGAUCAAUGCUUUGUCGUUGAAGUUGUUUCAGUUUUCGCCGAAAAAUGUGUGCUGCGGUGAAAGCAAGAUGCAUGUAUCGAUGAAUUGCGAUAUAAACAAGAAGCAAUUAGUAGAGUUUGAUGGAAGUCUGUAUGUGAUUGAUUUGUAUGUUAAUGAUAAAAAGUAUUACGAUGGUUACUUCUCCAAAGAUGUUUUUGUGGAAGUUUUUAAGCUUGAUCAAGAAUGGGGUAAAUGGUUGGAUGUUAAAGAUUUGGGUGAUGUUUCGUUUGUUUUAGGUAAGGACUCAAAUUUUGCAUUGUUGGCUAAAGAAUUUUAUGGAUGUGAGGGAAAUUGCAUCUACUUUGCUUCUCAAUUCAGGACUUUUUGUUUCAGCUUGGAGAGUUUAGUGUCUAAGCCUCCUAACAUGUUUUGGCCUUGUCUAAGGUUGUUUCAUCCUAAGAACGAGUGAUUUGAUAGUAUUAUAAUGCACAAUAUUAAACAUGUUACCUUUGUUUUGGUGUUUUUUUUUUAUGUAUUGCCUAUAAAUUGUAAAUUGGGUGUGAAUUUGAGUUAUAACAGAAAGUUUAAUCA
Molecule: messenger RNA, 1314 nt
Organism: Lathyrus oleraceus (garden pea)
Lineage: Eukaryota; Viridiplantae; Streptophyta; Magnoliopsida; Fabales; Fabaceae
Product: F-box protein At2g26160
Exons: 1
Coding region: 101-1192 (363 amino acids)
Source: RefSeq, a predicted model, not a curated record